AUGGAGAGCUCAAAAGAUAGAAAAGACCAGAGAAAUCUUGCACUUGAGUCAGUAUUUAGAGCGUCAAACAAUCAGAUUAACCAAAAUUUCCAACGAGCCCAAACUCAUACAGCCACUAACCAAGAAGAACCAAAACAAAUCCCAACAAGCAAUCACAAUCCUUCCAGCCACACUGAAGAACCAAAGACCAAAAAAAAUCCGAUGGCAGCUUAUAAAUCCCCGCAAUCUACCCUCAAACCAGAAACUCAAAAAGCUAGAACUCCAAUUGAAGGAGCCAAAGUAGCCACGCCAAUAAUUCCUCAAAAUGAGCGAGUUGUGGAAGCAAAAGAAAAAAGUACUUCUUCGUCUUCCAGAAAUUCAGUUCCAAAAAUAGAGGAAAAUAAAUCGUUUGGAGACAUUAAGCCAACUGAUACGAAAGAUUUAAUCAAUUGUACAAAAAUUACAGAAAACGAAGUUAGGCUAAUUAGAGAAACUAACUUUCCAGUCAAGAAAAGCACAAAAAACCCUGAAGCAAAUCCUGCUCAAUCUGUUCAAGUAAAAGAUUCAAGCAAAUCAGAAGCACCUCCUAUAAGGAAAAGCGAAGGAGAAUGAAAUGAUCGGCAUGAAGUUAAUAAAGAAGAAAUGAGACGGAUCUUUUCAAGUGAAAGCAAAGCUUCACCAGAUCGCAAUCCGAUAACCUCUCAAACGAGAGUUGAAGCGAAAACGCAUUCUAAAGUUACUGGAAACGGACUUAUUUCAAGUGAGAUCAUACAAUUUAAAGACAAGAACCAAGAAAUUAAGCAGAAUAAUAGUUUUCAAGCCACUUCAACAAACCAAGUUUCUGUGAAUCAGAAACCAGUUCAAAUUGUUCCGCCACCUCGCCCAUUAGCUUCAAACCCACCACCUCUCCCAUUAGUUUCAAACCCACCACCUCAGCCAGAGAAAAUGCAUUUUUUUGCAAAGCCAGCUCAAAUUGUUCCAAACCCUCUAAAUAAAGUAGCAGAUGAUAGAAAUAUCGUUCAAAAUGGCAAUGUGCAGCCUCAACCGCCUUUGACAAAUAAUCAAAUUUUACAAGCAGGCCAAUCAAAAGAUAAAGCCCCUUCUCUAAACACAAUUUUGGGAAAGUUGAAAAGUCCUUCUCAGGUGCCCAGCCAGCAGCCCGAAAGCCAAACUAGUACGCCAAGUUCGUAUCCUUCCUCAGCUUUCAAGCAGCAGCCAAAUAGUCAAACUAGUAUAACAAAUCAAUAUCCUUCCUCCGCACCCAAACAGCAGCUAGCUAAUCAAAACAAUUUGUCUUCUCCAUUUUCUGCUUCAGUCCCCAAGCAACAGGAACUUAACGAAAGGAAUUUUGCUAAUUCAUCCAAAGCAUCCUCGCAACACUCGCUUGAUCAAAGCAAUUGGUCUUAUGAUAAUCCUUCUCCAGCACCCAGGCAGCCGCCAGAAGACAAAAGCAAUUUGGUGCCGAAUCAAGUUCCUUCACAAGCCAAACCGCAAUCAUUUCUUCAAAGCAACGUGCCUAGUGCAUACUCAUCUUCAACGCUCAAGCAGCAGGCAACAAAUCAAACUAACGCUCCUAAUCCAUGCUCUUCCCCAGCCACCAAACAACAGGAACCUAACCAAAACACCUUUGCUAAUCCAUCCUCAGCAUCCUCUCAAUCAUCUUUUAACCAAAACAACCGACCUUAUGAUAAUCCUUCUCCAGCACCCGGGCAGCUGCCAGUAAACAAAAGCAAUGUCGCGCCAAAUCAACUUCCUUCACAACCCAAGCCGCAAUCAUUUCUUCAAAGUAACGCGCCUAGCUCAUAUUCCUCCUCAACACCCAAACAGCAGGCAGCAAAUCAAAACAAUGUUCUUUCCCCAGCCCUCAAGCAGAUACCGCUUAGUCAAAACAACAUUUAUAAUCCAAAUCCUUCCCAAACUAUCAAGGCACCACUUAGUCAAAACAAUGAAAAUCUGAACAAUAGAAAUCCUUCUCCAGCGCAUAUGCAGCCAAUAAGCCAAAACAACUUUAAAAAUGAUUUUUAUUCAGCUUCAAAGCCUAGCUCAGAAAGUUCCAGUAAACCCAAUUUUUCAUCAAUUCCACGUGACAUUAGCCCGAUAGUCUACAAUCGAGAUUCAUCUCCAUAUUCAUAUCCAUUUGAUAGAUAUUCAGAUCCAUUUGAUAGAUAUUCAGAUCCAAUCCAGGACAACCCAUGGUCUCAAAUCCCAAAUGGAGGGAAACCGCUUUAUCAAUUUGCAAAUAACUAUAGUCAGCAAGCCCAAGAUAAAAAGGCUGAAAUACCGAAUGCAUGCAGGAGCGCAAAUAAUUUUGAUAAUCAGCGUCUAAGAGAUGCCAGGCCACCAAUCAAUAUACCACCCCCACCUCUCUAUUCUUCAGAAAUUUCUCCAUAUGACAGCCAAACUAGUCCUUACGAGGACCCCCAUUUUAUUUCAAAUCCAUUCAUGCCUAAUAGCUUUCCCAUAAAAAGAUCAGUAAAUUAUGACGAACUCUUUAAUUAUGUGCUUGACUUUCAGUUUGUCAAAGCAGGGCUAGAUGCUAUGGACCCUCCAGAAAUUCCAAGCAUCUUUAAUAGCCCACAUGAUUAUGAGAAGUGGCUGAAGCCUGCAUUCUACGAAGAGUUUGAUGUCUAUCUGAUGCGGGCUUAUAAUGAAAUAAAUAAAGCACCGUCAAUCACAUCAAAGCUAGAAAUUCACUCUGAUUAUGGGAAAAUCAGGAAAUCUUACUACGAGGAAUCACUUCAAAACCAUGAUGUUCUAAUAAUGAUUCCUGAAAGCCUGAUCGGCCGUUCCAAUCCUUUACAGUAUAUGGAAUAUAAGAACUUUUAUAAGAUUGGAAUUAUAAAUAAGUUGCCACCCCCCAAAGGAACAAGGAUCAUAUGAAAUAAUGGGAGAGCUCUUGAGCCGUAUGAAGAGGAAAACUUUCGUAUUUAUACCCUUGAUAAGAUGAUUUCAUCAAGCCGAGAAUUUUCGAUUUUCCAGCUUUUUCCUUCUUUUAAGCUUCAAAAUUACGUGCUAUCGCCGAAUCUGGCGGUAAAAGAACCAUUAUCGGAUGAAUUGUUGGAUUACAUCGCAACCAUUCACCAUGAAUUCAAUGAAUUUCAAUUUGAUGCUAUUAGAGAAAUUCUACAGGUAACUGAAGGGAUAUCACUGCUUCAAGGUCCUCCUGGGACUGGAAAGACUAAAACCAUUAUAGGAAUUCUUUCUGGAUUUUUAACUAAAACUAGGCUGCGUAAGUUCCCAAAUAUCCUGAUAUGUGCGCCAAGUAACAUCGCAAUUGAUGAAAUUGGCUGAUAAUAAUAAAUGGCGUCAAAUACUUGCUAAUUAGUGGGUUAUUGUAAAAAAUUUUUGAUAAGAUUGAAAAUUGAUUAUUAUUGAGGUGGUAAAUACCCAAAAUUUGCACCAAAUUAAUUAUAUGAAGUUAAAAGGAUGGACUAGAGGACAAAAAGUUAGAAGCUGAGUAAUUAAUGUGAUUUAAUGAUGAAAUCGGACUCAGGAUAGUAAGAGACGGACUUUUUAUAGGAGGCCAAGAUCCUGAAAGCAUUAUGAUCAUAAGAAUUGGCAAAAGAAAACAUUGGGAAGGAAAAGAUAAUGAUAAUGAAGAAGUAGACGAAAUCAAGUCUAUAAGGCUAGAAUUUCUUAUUGAGCAAAAGCUAAGAGAGCUCAAUAAAAAAGAUACAAGAGAAGAUAUUGAAAGCGUAAAUAAGCAAAUUAAUGAAUUUAAAGGAUUGGUGGAUUUUGAUGAAGAUGCAACUGAGUUAAAUGUGUUUAUCGAGCAAUUACAGCAAGAAUUAGUUCAACUUAAAAAACAAUUGAAAGAUUACAAUGAUGCUAAGAAGUCUAUAAGAGCUGACUUAGUGAAAAGGGCUAAUGUGGUUUUAACAACCUUGAGCGGUGCUGGCUCUGAAAUGCUAAAAGCUAAAACUUUCGAUUAUGUAAUUAUCGAUGAGGCUUGCCAAUCAAUAGAACUCAGCUCAUUAAUUCCUUUUCAAUACAAUCCCAAACAUGUAGUUUUAGUAGGAGACCCAAACCAACUUCCAGCAACUAUGCUUUCAGAAAAGUCCGAAAAAAAUAAUUUUGGCCGCUCUUUAUUUGAAAGACUAGCAACAAAUGGGGCUGAAUAUAACUUCCUUAACACUCAGUACAGAAUGAAUCAAGAAAUUUGUGCUUUCCCAAGCAACUGCUUUUAUAAUAGCAGACUGGUAUGCGCUCCAGGGUUCUUUGAGAGCCGACCAAUUCCAGAAUGAAUUAAUCCUUCAGGGAUUAUGCUUUUCGAUUUAGCAUCUUCUGAAGAAAGAAAAGAAGACAGCGAGACAAGCUUCUACAACCGAGAAGAAGCAAUAUUUAUAGAAGAAAUCUACCGUUAUAUAAAAACUAGAUCUUCAAGCAAAAAUAUCGAAAUAGGGGUAAUCACACCCUAUGCGAAGCAAACUGAAACAAUUCAAACACAACUUACUAGAUUUCAUCAGAAAGAAUGGGAAAAGCAUAUAGAGGUUGGGACUAUAGAUGGGUUUCAAGGAAGGGAAAAAGAUGUGAUUAUUUUAUCGCUGGUAAGAACUGAAGGGAUUGGAUUCUUAUGGAACAAAAAGAGGAUUAAUGUCUCGCUUACAAGAAGCAAGUUUGGGCUCUGGGUAAUUGGAAAGGCGGACUGCCUAAUAUCUGAUGAAACUUGGGGAGCAUUUAUUCAGCAUUGCCAAAGCCAGCAGAAACUUGUAACAUGCUAUAGCUUUAAUGAUGUUGCCCAUUAUUUUUCAAAGGAAAGUGCAAGUCAUGUUGAAAGUGAUUAUCAUUAUGAUUAA
Messenger RNA from Blepharisma stoltei, 4775 nucleotides. Lineage: Eukaryota; Ciliophora; Heterotrichea; Heterotrichida; Blepharismidae. The record is from the annotation of a GenBank genome assembly.